AUGGAUUUUAAUAAAAAUAAUAUUUAUAAUUUAGAUAAAACUUCAAUAGAAUUGUGUGAAUUUUCAAAGCCAAAAAAUUUACAACCAUAUCAAUUCAGAGAAAUAUACAAAGAUAAAUAUAUUGAAGAUAAUAACAAAUAUAAAAGUGUUUCCAGAAAAUUUGAAGUACCAAAAGAGUAUGGUGAAUCAAUUAAUGUAUUAUUUUAUUAUCCAGAUAAUUUCGAUCAAAAUAGUAGCACCAAGUUACCAGUAAUUAUCUUUGUUCAUGGUGGUGGAUUUAUUGUAGAUGGACUAAAAAAACUUCCAAAUGAACUAUGCAAUAGAACCAAUUCAAUAGUGGUAUACCCAGAAUAUUCAUUAGCACCAGAAUCAAAAUAUCCCAUUGGAGUUGAACAAUGUUACCAGGUUCUAAUAGAUUUAUCAAAUAACAAAUACAAUUUAAAUAAUCUAGAUUUAAAUAAUAUUUCAGUAUUUGGAGAAUCAUCAGGUGGUAAUUUCGCAUUGUCAUUAUGUUUGUUAGCAAAGAGCCGUGACCACCCCUCAAUCAUUAAAAAAGUGAUAGCUAUCUAUCCAGUGGUCGAUUACAAUUUCGAAACCAAGUCCUACAAAGAAUUUGAUGGCUAUUAUUUAUCAAUAGAUGCAAUGAAAGACUGUUGGGCCUACUAUCUUAGAAGUGAACAAGAUUCAAAUGAAUAUAGAUGCUGUCCAUCAAAAGCAACCAAAGAUCAACUUAAGGAUCUAGUUCCCCAAGCAUUGUUUAUAACUCCAGAGGUAGAUGUAUUAAGAGAUGAAGGUGAGCAAUUUGCAAAAAGUUUAUCAGAGGCCAAUAAUGGAAAAAAUGUUACAUCAUUAAGAUUUAAUGAGGUUAUACAUGGAUUUCUUUCAUUGGACCAAUUGGACAGUUCAAGUCAAUGUAGAUUGGGCAUGGAUUUUAUUGUAAAUUUUCUCAAUAAUAUUCCUUUAGAGAAACUUAUUGAAGAAUCAUCAAAUAAAAAAUUAAUAACAAGAAUAGUUUAA
Messenger RNA from Dictyostelium purpureum, 1017 nucleotides. RefSeq lists its product as uncharacterized. The record is from RefSeq and is a predicted model, not a curated record. The coding region runs from base 1 to 1017 and encodes 338 amino acids. NCBI's taxonomy places the organism in Eukaryota, Evosea, Eumycetozoa, Dictyosteliales, Dictyosteliaceae. Gene Ontology annotation, molecular function: hydrolase activity. The transcript has a single exon.